This is a messenger RNA of Colletotrichum higginsianum IMI 349063, 330 nucleotides long. RefSeq lists its product as uncharacterized. The transcript has a single exon. The record is from RefSeq and is a predicted model, not a curated record. Bases 1 to 330 code for a protein of 109 amino acids. NCBI's taxonomy places the organism in Eukaryota, Fungi, Ascomycota, Sordariomycetes, Glomerellales, Glomerellaceae.
AUGGACAGUCUAUGGGCUAUGGAGACUCACCCUCCCCCUCCUCCUCCAGUCCAACCCAAUAACCUUGAUGUUUAUUUUUAUUUCUUCUUCGGCGCCCCAGAAACCCCGAAGCGGACCGGCUGCGAUCGGCACGGCAUUGUCUCUAUGGCCGACAAGGUUGCAGAAGAGUCCGGAUGGUUGUCCCCCCUCCCCCCUCUCCAUCUUCUCCAGAAGUGGCAUGUUACCAUGUUCUGGACUCUCUUGUCUGGACCAACUAACAUCAUUGUUUUGCGACCGACCACUGUCCUCGAUGCCACCCAGAGGCAACCCGACCUUGAGGGCACCUUGUGA